Molecule: messenger RNA, 1124 nt
Organism: Durio zibethinus
Lineage: Eukaryota; Viridiplantae; Streptophyta; Magnoliopsida; Malvales; Malvaceae
Product: large ribosomal subunit protein uL14x/uL14z/uL14y
Biological process (GO): translation
Cellular component (GO): ribosome; cytosolic large ribosomal subunit
Molecular function (GO): structural constituent of ribosome; large ribosomal subunit rRNA binding
Source: RefSeq, a predicted model, not a curated record
CGGCAGUGUAGCCAAACGGUCCAAAAUUCUAAAAUAAACCCUAGGCCAGCGAUAUAAGGAAGCAACCCUCGCUUAAAAAGAGAGGUGUAGAGAACCGGCGGAGCAGAGAAGAGCCAAUCCAAAAUGUCGAAGCGAGGAAGGGGAGGUAGUGCCGGGAACAAGUUCAGGAUGUCGCUGGGUUUACCUGUCGCAGCGACGGUGAACUGCGCUGACAACACUGGAGCCAAGAACCUCUACAUCAUUUCAGUGAAAGGAAUCAAAGGGCGUCUCAACAGGCUACCAUCGGCUUGUGUCGGUGACAUGGUCAUGGCCACCGUUAAGAAAGGAAAGCCCGAUUUGAGGAAGAAGGUGUUGCCAGCUGUCAUCGUCCGACAACGCAAGCCUUGGCGUAGAAAGGACGGGGUUUACAUGUACUUCGAAGAUAAUGCUGGUGUCAUUGUCAAUCCCAAGGGAGAAAUGAAAGGAUCUGCUAUCACUGGUCCCAUUGGAAAGGAAUGUGCUGAUCUGUGGCCUAGAAUUGCAAGUGCUGCUAAUGCUAUUGUCUGAAAGAUUUUCAUGGUUUUGUUUGCAAUUGUGGUUUUGAUGUUAUCUUUCUGUUAUUUUCCUUAUAAACAUGUUUUGAGAGGUUUUGAUCAAACAAUAGUAAAACUUAUUUUUUUUGUACUAAUUUCUUCUAUGGUGUUGCCACUAUUUUAGUAAUGCUUCCAUCAAUCUUUUUUUGGCUCGAGUAGAAGCAACAAAUUCCUGUCAAUGUCAUGCCUUGGAGCAUCACUAGUUGCACCUUGAAAUUUCUUGCUAUACCAAUUUGCAUAAUCACAAUGAUUUUCUUCAUCCAACAGCCUCAAAACUCGGGUACCUUUUAGUGGUUGAUAUUUGCCAUCGUCUGGGAUGACUCUGCAGGUCCCGUUGCAUUCUUGCAAGCCUAAGAGAAGAUUUGGUAUGGAAUGAUGAGCUCCCGGUUAACGGAUCAUUUUGUUUCGUUUCACCUUAAUAGUGGGUCUUGUUGUAUAAAUCAUUGCAUGAGUGAGCUCUUUGGAUAGAUGAUUAAAUUGGCAAGACUAAUGGUGUAAUCGAUUGAGUUUAAGUUGAUACAUUAUUAAGUUUAAGUUAGAGUUUAAUUUGAA